Dermacentor silvarum is the source of this 528-nucleotide messenger RNA. RefSeq names its product 2-amino-3-carboxymuconate-6-semialdehyde decarboxylase-like. Gene Ontology annotation, biological process: secondary metabolic process. Gene Ontology annotation, cellular component: cytosol; cytoplasm. NCBI's taxonomy places the organism in Eukaryota, Metazoa, Arthropoda, Arachnida, Ixodida, Ixodidae. The record is from RefSeq and is a predicted model, not a curated record. Bases 1 to 480 code for a protein of 159 amino acids. The transcript has 5 exons. Gene Ontology annotation, molecular function: hydrolase activity; carboxy-lyase activity.
AUGACUGCAAAUGACUACUGCGGCAUGCCUCAUGGUAUGCCCGCGGAGACUACAGCUUCCAUCUGCGAGGUGAUCUUCGGCGGACUCCUAGAGAGGUUCCCGAGGCUCAAGCUCUGCUUCGCCCACGGCGCUGGCUCUUUUCCUUACACCGUGGGGAGAAUACAGCAUGGCUUCGACGUGAGACCUGACCUUUGUGCUGUGGACAACAAAGCUGCCCCGAAAAGUUACCUGGGCGAGAUAUACGCCGAUUCGCUGGUGCACGGCCACGGCGCUCUAAAGCUCCUACUGGAUACACUCGGAGAGGAUCGAGUGAUGCUGGGCAGCGACUACCCGUACCCGCUGGGGGAAAUAGAGCGACCCGGAAGACUGAUUGAAACCAGCGGCUUUCAAGAUUCGGUCAAGGAGAAGCUGCUGUGGAAGAACGCCGCAAGCUUUCUUGGAAUCGAAAUGACCCCGGAAGGAGUCAGAACCCGGACGUAGGGGUACGCUUAUUGUCGAAGCCGUCCUCAAUAAAGUUGUAGCUAUGCA